This is a messenger RNA of Hemicordylus capensis (graceful crag lizard), 5279 nucleotides long. Its product is annotated as adenosine receptor A1-like. Gene Ontology annotation, cellular component: membrane. Gene Ontology annotation, molecular function: G protein-coupled adenosine receptor activity. The record is from RefSeq and is a predicted model, not a curated record. Bases 3421 to 4470 code for a protein of 349 amino acids. The transcript has 4 exons. Gene Ontology annotation, biological process: vasodilation; G protein-coupled adenosine receptor signaling pathway; adenylate cyclase-activating G protein-coupled receptor signaling pathway. NCBI's taxonomy places the organism in Eukaryota, Metazoa, Chordata, Lepidosauria, Squamata, Cordylidae.
GGGCGUGGCCUGGCGAUGGGCGGGGCGUGCCGAACGGCGGGCGGAUCUUCUGAUUCGGUGAAGUUAAGGGGGCGGAGCCGAGUGAAAUGCUUGAUGUUAAAAGAAAAAAAAGAGAGAGAGAGAGAGAUUAAAAAGCGCGUUGGGGGGACUAUUCCUCCCGCGCAUGCGUCGGGUCGCUGCUGACGCCUAAAGGGACUGCGCGCGGCCCUUAGCGCUCGCUUGGCCUCAGGCGGACUAGAGGCUUGGGCUUCUGCUAACUUUCCCUUUACACAUAUGUAAUUACCUAGCUAACCUUCUUCUUCUGGUGCCUCUAAUAGCGUCCCAUCUGGGCUCCUUGGAGGAAGAGCGGGAUAUAAACAGAUCCAUUCUGAGGCCUGGCAUUAUGCAUCCAUUAUGAGCCCUGGUGUGCCACCCCGUGUGCUACAGUAUGGGAAAGCAAGCAGAUGUGAAGCCUGCCUUACCUGGAGAUGUUCAGCUCAGCUGCUCCUUUUUAAUGUGGGGCCCAGCCCAGGCAGCGGGAUAGAGUGUUCCUAAACCAGAAGACCCAGCUCCCUUGAGAAGUCCAUCAUGCUGGGAAAGUUGAAGGAAAGAGAAGAAGAGGAUGGCCAGCAGCAAGGUGGAUGGACUCGGUGACGACAGCAAUGAGAGACCUCAAAGGCCAAGCUGAAGACAGAUCAUCCUGGAGAGAAUCUAUCUGUGUGGUCACUAAGAGUCAACACCGGCACUGAAUCAUGAAUCAAUGUUAUCAGGGGAAACAACUGUUGGCGUAAGCUUGAUGACAUCCUCCAGUUUCUUCACCAAUAAGUGAAGUGAUGCCAAUUAGUUUUCAAAAUGCUGGAAGCAAGUGUUUGAGGGUCCACCCCCCUCCUCACUUUUUAUUUAGCAGUUGCCUUUUGACUUUGGUGAGUGCCCAAAGCAAGAUAAGCGGAAUCCUUCUGUCAAACCAUUCUCUACUUGCCAGUAAGUUUGUGGUGGGACCUGCACCAUCAGGACCCAGUAGAGGGCUUUGUCCCAGAGGCCCCCCCCCCCCCGCCACAAUAAGAUCAUAGAGAGCUGCUGCCUUAUACCAAGUCAGACCUUUAAUCCAUCUCACUCAGUAUUGUCUGCCCCAGAAGCUCCCAACCUGCCAUCCUCCAGAUGUUGCUGACCUACAACUCCCAGCCACAAGACUGGGGAAUGAUGGGAGUUGUAGUUCAGCAACAUCUGGAGACUAGAGCCACUGGUUGAGAACGCCUGGUCUACACUGACUGGCAGCAGCUUCUUCAAGGUUUCAGGCAGCAGGAGUCUUUCCCAGCCCUAUCUGGAUGCUGUCAGGGAUUAAACCUGGGACCGGCAUGCAAGCAGAUGCUCUGUUACUGAGCUAUGGCCCCAAUCUGGCUGUAUCUUUUGCUGCUGCUGCUGCUACUACUACUAUUAAUAUUUAUAUACCACUUUUCAACAAAAGUUCCCAAAGUGGUUUACAUAGACAAAAAACAAAGAUCCCUGUCCCCAAAGGGCUCACAAUCUAAAAAGAAACAUCAGAUAGACACCAGCAACAGCCACUGGAGGGAUGCUGUGCUGGGGAUGGAUAGGGCCAGUUGCUCUCCCCCUGCUCAAUAAAGGGAACCAUCACUUUAAAAAGGUGCCUCUCUGCUCAACUAGAGUGGGAUGCAACCUUAACACUCAGAAUUAUAUUAUUAUUAAAACCUAAAUAAGCCCUUUUAUUGUUGGAAGACUUCCUGAACAUCCUUUAAAGAUCAAGGCAAGGCCUUUGUCUUUCAGAGUGAAUGGCAAGAUCAAAGAGAAGUGAAGAGGGGGAAGUGUUUUCCCCUCUCAUGAUACUAGAAUUUGGAGACAUCCAGUGAAACUGGUGGGGCAGGAGAUUCAGGAUGGACGAAAAGAUGUCCUUCAACCGACACAGGAUUAACUUAUGGAAUCUGCUGUUCCAAAAUGUGGGAAUGGCCACCAAGUUAAGUGGCUUUAAAAGAGGAUUAAGGUAAAUUGAUGGAGGAUAAGAAGUUUAUCACUGACUCAUAGUCACAAUGGCUCCAUGGAGCCUCCAGGUGAAAGGGCAGUGUAUCCCUGAAUACCAGUUGCUGGAAGCAAGCAGUAGGAGAAGACUCCUGUUUUCAUGACCUGCUUGUGGACUUCUCAGAGGCAUCUGGUGGGAAGCAGGAGGCUGGAUUUGUGAUGGCUUUUUGGCUUGAUCCAAAGCAGUACUUGGGGGCAGUGAGGGAGAAAAGACCUAUGCAAAGACAUGGUGUCUAUUCUUUAAAUACCUUUUGAAAUCCCUCCCUUGCCUGCCCUACAUCACACGUUAUGUUUAUUGAGUCAAUAUUUAUUUAGCUCUCCAAGGCAAUAGAACAAAUCACCUAGGGUGGGUUUUUCCUUUCUUUCUCUUUUUGGAACUUGAAUCGGGUAGUGCAACAAACAGAAACCCAUUUCUGAACUUCCUCGUGUAAGAAUAAAAGAACCCGAAAGCACCAGCUGCCCGGGAAUAAAAGAACCAAGAAGGCCAUCUGAGGGUGUUCUUUUGUGGGCACGAAAUCAAGGUGCACCCCAUGCCUCUUUGACCCUGCUCACACCUCGCAGGCUGCACUCGUGUUCUUCUCCAAGGAAUGUGUGUUUAUCCAUUCUGUACGCACAGCUGUGCUUGGCUCUCGACAUCAUUUUUAGCAGCUUAACCGGUUUAAUGAGCCAUCCCUCCGAUAAAAGCUUUUCACUGUGGCUUUGACUUUUUUCAUCAACCACACACCCAGAUAAGAGAUUUCUAGGCUGGUUUGACGUAAACAGCUAAAAAACCAGUACAAAUAAGAGGCCUGUGUUGCUGACCUUUCCAGUACAGAGAGCGAAUGCAUCACACACAACUCUGCAUAGCCAUCACUGGAGCUGCCAACUUUUUUUCCUGGCAGGGCUCCUCUAACGUUUUCACCUGCAUAAUGGGCCAGAGAAAGAAGUCAACAAGUGAACAUUGCCUGUCACGGCUAUGAAAAUGUUUACCUGUUGAAUUUCCAUCUGUUGAACACCUACUGAAGCUCCCAGGAGCUCAAACGGGGAAAGACAAACAUUCCCUGCUCCGCCCUUUGUCCAUCCAUUUCCCUGGAAAAUGCAGGUGCUGGUGUGUGCUGACUGCCACUUAUCAGAUCUUGUUUUUGCAAACGUCCGAAGGCGGAAGUGGCAAGGAGCGAGUCACAGAUGGACCAGGCAGCUCUACUGGCACAAGAUGUGGCUUGGGGGGCCUGUGAGCUGGCUGCUGGGCCCCCUCUCUCUCUAUGACACCUGUUUGCAUCUGGAGAUCGCAAGUGGGGAGCACAGGAGGCGAUACUUCUGGUUUCCUGGAAACUGUCCCCCAGGCUUUGGAGUAAUGGGCGAACAAUCUGCAGAGGCUAGAAGGCCUGAAGAGGAGGUUUUGGGGGAUGGACUCGUCAUGGCUGAUGCCCCAUGAUGGCUACCUGGGAGAAUUCUUCUUCCCUGCAACGGUGCCAUGGAGCAGUUAAUGCCACUUCUCCAGUGCUGAACAUCCCCUAUAUUCUGAGCGAAAGCGCGGCGGCUUUGUGCUCCAUCGUGGGCAACCUCUUCAUCUGCACCGUCAUCCUGCAUAACCGGAAGUUGCGUGUGGUUGUCACCAACUACUUCCUGGUCUCGCUCGCCAUGGCAGACCUCUUGGUCGGCGCCGUUGCCAUUCCCUGCGCCCAGUUCACCGACAUGGGGUUGCCACGGUACAGGCCUCAGCUGUGCCUCUUGAUGCUCUGUACGAUGCUGGUGUUAACACAAGCCUCUGUGUUCGGGCUGUUGGCCAUCGCGGUGGAGAGGUACAUCUCCAUCCUGAAGCCUUUCCAGUACAAGUCGCUGAUGUCUCCCCGGAACUCUCUCUUGGUGAUCUUGGCCUGCUGGGUGUUGGCUAUUGUCAUUGGCCUUUUCCCCAUGAUGGGAUGGCACGACCCCUUGCCAGCCAGCGGGGAGUGUCUGUUCAACAGCAUCAUCCGGAACACUUACAUGGUCUAUUUCAACUUCAUGGCGUGCAUGCUGCUGCCGCUGACGGUCAUGAUGGUCCUCUAUGCACGCAUCUUCCUGGAGGUCAGGCACCAGAUCCGCAGAGUGGCGGAGGGGGAGGUCAACGUCAGCGCCCAGGAGCGGCGGCGGAUCGUAGUCCGCAAGGAGCUGCAGACAGCCACCUCGCUCUUCAUCAUCCUCUUCUUCUUCACGGUCUGUUGGCUCCCAGUCCACAUUCUCCACACCACCAUGCUUCUCUGUCCCUCCUGCCACAUCCCAAGCCAGCUGAUCCUGACCACUGUCAUUCUGUCCCACGCCAACUCUGCCAUCAACCCCGUGGUCUACGUCUUCCGCAUCCGCUCCUUCCGGAAGGCGCUUCAAGGAGCCUUCUCCUGCUUCUGCUACUCUACCACCGUGAGCACGUUCUCCAAAUCCGGGAUGAUGUCGUCCCAUGUCUCAGAGAUGCCACUGCGAAAUACCUCUUUGCCUGGGAAUUGAACUCAGCUCUUUCUGAUGUCACCCGAAACCUAUUCUUAAUUGAAGGCGGGCAUUUCAGACCCAUUACAACCAUUCACUGUUAUACUGCUCAGAGAAACACCGACGGUUGCAGCACCAGUAGCACUCCCUGCAUGUGUGUAAACACGGGUGCCGUGCUUCAGGACCAUACUGUCAAUGGGGUUUGCGUACUUGCAGCUGCACUGGCUGUGUGGCAAUGGUUAAUGUUCCCCUGCACAGUAUGUGUAAGGACAGACCUGCACAUAGUGCCCAGUGUAAGGACUGGACAGGUCAAAUCUUUGUCACUCUAGGCAGGGCAGACUGCAGAAGCUUAUAAAAUGUAGAGUACUGCUGAUAUAUAUUGGGUAAAUGCUGUCUGCGCAGGCCUAGUUUAGACGUCAUGGCCAAACCAUGGUUGGCUGUCCAGGACGUCAUGGCCAAACCAUGGUUGGCUGUCCAGGCUGUUUCUUGAGGAUUCCCUCCUCUCCCUGGUUGUGUGCCUUGGUUCCCUGACUUACUGUUUGAAUUCGGGUUAUUACAAAAUAAAGAGGGGAAUUCAAGAGCACGAGGUGGGAGUGGGAGCAUCUCUACAGCCCAGCCAUGGCUUCACCUUGACAUCAAAACACUGAUUUGGAAGCAGACUCCGCUUUGUAGUAACCAUGGUUGACCCAGCUUGGACACCCCGAUUGGAAUAAUUGUAUAUUUUUUCCUUGUUUAUCCCUGCCUCCGCUUCUAAGCAAUUUAAAUUCAGCAUUAAGAUACCGCUAUGCGAAACAGUUUGAAAAGCGUGAUAUAAAUGGAGAGUAUUGGGA